Heterobilharzia americana is the source of this 1924-nucleotide messenger RNA. The record is from the annotation of a GenBank genome assembly. Lineage: Eukaryota; Metazoa; Platyhelminthes; Trematoda; Strigeidida; Schistosomatidae.
AUGGAUGAAAAAGCAGAUGAUGGAUAUAGUUUAUUAUCGCACCUACAAGUUCUACCUGGACAUUCAGAUAAUAGACAGCUAAGAGUAAAGUGGGACUGGAGUUCUAUGGAGAUUGCUCAAAAUUUGCUUCAGCAAGCCAAAAUUCUGUAUUACAAUGACUUGGAUGUUGGUAUACUUGGUCAAGAAAUUAUACAAGAUUAUAAAAUCAAAGAGUUCGACUUAAAAAAUCUUUAUCCAGAUACAAAAUAUUUAAUAUGUUUUCGUGUUACACGUAAAAAAUUUCCUCCAUUAGAAAUUCGAAAUAACAAAACGUUAACAAUUAAAUCCCCUUUAUAUCAAAAUGUUACAAAAGUCAUUGAUAAGUCCUUCUCUAAUGAUAAUCAACUAAGGCAUAUUAUUAUGAAGCAAACAAGUGUUAGCCAGUUGACAUUCAAUGAUAUCUCAUCUUUGAAUCGAACAGAGCAUUUACAGUCAAUAAAUAUCCCUAAAAAUAAUGAUGAAUAUGUGGCUGAAAUGAAAUGUCAAGUAGCGUUCACAAGAUUUUUACAUUGGACAGCAGUACUAUGCAGUCUAAUCGGAAUAAUUGUCGCCUUACUACUGUCAAUAACAAUAUUUCUUGUUUUCAAAUCACGUGCUUAUAAAACUAAACAUGAAAACAGAAAAAUGUUAUUAAAUCAAAAGGGUCAAUUACCUGGACGCAGAUCAUUAGUUAAACAAGAACAUUGCAUACAAAGUCAUAAUCACAACAGGAGUAAAUCGUCUUCCUCAUCCUCAUCUUGUCUUAAACCAUCAGAUAAAUCAGGAAUAGUUAGAGAUAAGCCUUCAAGACAUAAUGUAACUUCAGAAGUUAUAUGUGAAACCCAUCCCAUAGAAUAUGAUCAUACUAGUGAGCUGCAUAUAUCUGAAAAACAACUGGAAGAUUGGGAAAAUGAAUUGAAGAAUAUUGAAGAAUUUGAAACAGUUGUCAGUGAUGUAAAAGCUAUCUCUUUAAUAAAAUCAACAUCCAGUAUUGUUGAUAAUAGUGACAGUAACACUGCACCGAUCGCUAACACUGUAAAAGCCCGAAAGAAUUCACAAAAUAUCCCACAAGACUCAAUAUUACUACUAGAAAGUAUAGAGUCAGUUAAAGAAAUGGAGAGUACGAGAACUGUUUCUUUUAAAGAUGAUACUUCUAUGCUUUGUAUAGCUACCGAUGUGAACAGUGAUAACUGUAAACUCAAUCAACAUACAAUAAGGAAAGACUUACCAAAUUCAACCAAUUUAACAUCAUCGCAAUUUAAUUUAACAAGUCCACAUCGUGAAGAGUUCCACGAUUUAAAUAAACCAGUUAGUAUAUCUGUCACAGAAUCAUAUCUUGUACACUCUAGGCACCACGUACCAGAGUAUUUAUCAUCAGAAAACAACAAUAAUGAUUCCAUUUUGUUCAUUACAGCAGAUUCUGUAACUAAACCAGUGAAUGCUAUAACAGAGUCAAGUUUUUCUACAACGCAUAUAGAUUUCUGCAAAGAAUAUAAUCAUACAUAUGAAAUACAGAGUCCUCUACUAAAAGAUUGUGAACGAAAAUCACAUUUAUUUAUUAACGAUGAAAACUUUGCUGACAGUGUUUUUGACACUAGCAGACAUGCAGUAUGCAGUGAACCUAGUUUAAUAGUAACAAGCCCACUACUAACAACUGUACAAAGCACAUUGUUACCAGUACAAACAACACCAACAAAUGGGAAAAAAACAUCCUUAAGCACAACGGAGAACAAAACUCAUUUGAAUACACCCAUAGAUAGUCGAAAAAAUACGAUUCAAAGAGAUGAAAAUUGGUUGCUAAGAUCAGAAGAAUUAUCCAGUGUGUUAAUAAGUCAAAAUGAACAAAAGUCUAUUUUCCAUACACAAUUAGUCGAAACCCUGUGAUUUACUGCUACUAAGAUUCUCA